AUGUGGACUACCCGGGCUGCCGUUGAGGUGGCCGCUUCUGCUGCUGCUUCUGAACCGUCGUUUACCGAACUCUGCGGAAAGGACUCAGCGAAGGCUGUGCCUCAACAUUCAGAGCAGCAGCCACUUCCGAGGAAGGGCGAGAAGUCGCAGGAAUGUGGGCAUCGAACAGCGGGCCUGCAGCAAGAUGGCUAUUCGAGGGAGCGCACCGCUUUUACUCAGAAUCUGUCUGGCUCAGCUUCAUCAGCGAGAGCAAGGGAAGCUGAGGACUCGAUGGAAUUCGACUCAGAUACACAGAAUUCUGUCAUUGACUUUCUGAGACUGAAAGAGAUGCUCGACGUGCAACGGCAAGGACGACCGGAAAGGGAAACCGCAUGCUGUGACCAUCAUGACGGAGAUGGUGGUCGUGUCAUUUUCCCAGAACCACACAGUGUGCUGAAAGGACGCCAGGAAAGUGGAGAGAAACUAUUCGUGAACAUAUGCGUGCAUUCUCAGAUAGAGCCCUGGCACUAUAAGUAUCUUCUGUCGGAGGACGUUGAGCACGAGGCUGACCAAGAUGCACAGGGGGUUCGUAUCCCUCUUAGUGUCGGCGAACGUACUGAGUGUACCGACAAAGAAGGCCAAUUCUGCGUUUCGUUCGACCUCAUCUUCAAUCCAGGCACUGUUCAAGAGUGUUUCAGAGAGCCGAGGCUGAAGCAGCUACUUGCCGAGUUCUCUCUAGCAGCCGUCAGCCAUAAGUAUGGGUUGACGCUUCGCAAGGAAUUCUCCUUCCCGAAACUCCGAUACAAGGGACGACUUCCGCCUCCUCCACAGCGGGUCAAAGCCACUGCGAAUGCAAACAUUCAAGAAAUACCCACGAAUUCAACAGCAGGGAAAACGAGUUCCGGGUCACCUCCUGGUGAAGGGGUGGUAGCUGAAUGCCCAGUGCCUAAGAGCGGCGCCUUCGCAGUAAAUGAGGCAAAUAUUCCUCAGUUCGACGCUUGGUUCGCUCCGCCUUCAGUGGUCGCUCAGUUCGUUCAGACUCAAUUCGCGGUGCCCGCUGUUAGUAGCAACCGGGCACACACACGAACUCCGUCCGACAUCUUUUUCGACAUCUGGAGAGCCAAAUAUGUCAACGAACAAGGUGCGGAUGACUCUGGCAGCUGUCUUAACGCCUUUGACUUCGAUCGCAUAACUGAGGAAACUCCCGGUCGAGAUGAAAGCGGAAGAGGCCGCUUGCCGCAGACCUCGCUGGGGCAGGAGUCAAGAAAUUACCCGGACAGGGAUGCAUGCCUACCAUUCAAAAAGGCAUUUCUGCUUUCUGCGGAAGAACAGAUGCGUCACCAGAUAGAAACGGGUACCGUAUCGAUCGACCGCUCCAGGCUGCAGGGGUACGUAUUUCUCUUGCAGCUUGAGUUGUGUUCGCCACAUUGUAAGGAUGCCCUUAGCACAUUCCGCGCUUCCCCAUCCGUGAGCCCUGCCGCGCUUGCACGGUCGUCUUUCGCUUCUAAAGAGGGGGGAAAGCGGGCGCUUCGUGCACAGCCCUGCUGCCUUGAUCCCGACGCACCCCCUGUGGUAAGGGUUACUGACAGCCAUCUCCUUGUUACGUGGCGUCCCCCGGACAAUACACUUGAGCGAGCAAGCCGGCGAGAACCGCGCCGGCACCACGCCCCGGGUAAGAACGCCAAAGGGCACGACCAACCUAAGGAGUCGGCGGCGGCCGCCCAACUCAGCAGCCAUCAGUUCCUUUUCCGCUUUGCGUUCCCGUUCUGCUCUCUAUUCGCCAAAGCUGCAAUCUCUACUGACCCGGUCCCCCUUUUGACUGUCAUCGUACCAACGGAUGUAGAGGCGGCCGGUAGUCUAGAGUCCUGCCUCUCGUUACUUCCCAACGCAGCGGCUUCUCAUCACUGCUCGACUGCAGGUUCAGUCGAGAUCCCGGCUGGGCAAGCCUCGAAGACAUCUCCUGAGCCAUGCCUGCAGACUGCUGCCAAUGCAACAAGCAGCCCAGGCGAUUCUUGUGAACGUCUCAAUUUACAGUCGGCCUUCGGACGUGACACCGGUGACCUGCCUGCUACUACGAACAGCUCUGCUGACCCUGGAUCUGACACGGACGCUCUGCGGUGGACACAGGGUGCCUUUACGAACGAGUACCUAGAUGCGGUGUUCUAA
This is a messenger RNA of Besnoitia besnoiti, 2145 nucleotides long. RefSeq lists its product as uncharacterized. The record is from RefSeq and is a predicted model, not a curated record. Lineage: Eukaryota; Apicomplexa; Conoidasida; Eucoccidiorida; Sarcocystidae. The transcript is spliced from 4 exons. The coding region runs from base 1 to 2145 and encodes 714 amino acids. Gene Ontology annotation, cellular component: cytoplasm.